AUGAGCGAGAGCGAGGAGUUGGAGGCGACGAGAAAGAUGCUGCCGCUCAUGGAGGGCGGUUCGAUGCGGGAUUAUCAGCUCAAGGGGGUGAAUUGGAUGAUUUCUUUAUAUCAAAACGGCUUGAACGGAAUCUUGGCGGACCAGAUGGGUCUCGGGAAGACGGUGCAGACGAUUGGUUUUUUAUCGCACUUGCGAUCGAAGGGCGUGUUGGGACCGUAUCUCGUCAUCGGUCCGUUAUCGACGCUGAGCAAUUGGGUGAGCGAGUUUCAACGUUGGACGCCGUCGAUUCCCGUGCUUUUGUACCACGGCACGAGGCAAGAACGCGCGGAGAAGCGAAUCGAAUUCUUGCCGACGUCGACGCCGAUCAAACCCGAUUUCCCCGUCAUCGUCACCUCGUACGAAGUCGUCAUGGCCGAUCGCAAGUUUUUGGCCAAGUACAACUUCAAGUACUUGGUCGUGGACGAAGGUCACAGAUUGAAAAACUUUGACUGCAAGCUCAUUCGCGAGCUCAAGUACAUUCCCACCGCGAACAAGUUGUUGCUCACCGGCACGCCGCUCCAGAACAACUUGCCCGAGCUUUGGUCGCUUUUGCACUUUUUGCUCCCAGACGUCUUCAGUUCGCUGUCGCAGUUCCAAUCUUGGUUUGACUUUGCCGACAACAUCGGGAACGACGAAUCGCAAGAGCAGGAGGUGGUCGAUAAGAAUGAACAAGAGCAUCGCGCGCGCGUCGUGAGCAAGUUGCACGGUAUUUUGCGACCAUUUUUGUUGCGCCGAUUAAAGGGCGACGUCGAGCUUUCGCUUCCGCGCAAGAAGGAGAUUCUUUUGUACGCGCAAAUGGUUCCAAAGCAAAAAGAGUUCAACGACGCGUUGGUGAACAAAACCAUCACCGAGAUGCUGACGAAAUUCGCGGGCAACAGCCACAUUCCCGUCGGUCACACCGCUGUGAACAACAUGCUCAUGCAACUGCGGAAAAACUGCAACCACCCGGAUUUGAUCACCGGCGGUCUGGACGGAUCCAUCAUGUUCCCCUCCGCGGACGAACUCGUGGAACAGUGCGGGAAGAUGCAGCUCCUCGAUAGGUUGAUGACGCGCCUGCGCGCGCGCGGACACAAGGUGUUGAUCUUUUCUCAGAUGACGCGCAUGCUCGACUUGCUCGAAUCAUUUUUCCAACAGCGCGGCGAACCGGUGUGCAGAAUCGACGGCUCGGUGAAACAAGACGACCGUCGCGAGUUCAUCGCUCGAUUCAACGAAGACCCGAAGUACGGCAUCUUUUUGCUCUCGACCCGCGCGGGAGGAUUAGGCAUCAACCUCACGGGCGGUGACACCGUUAUCAUUUACGACAGCGAUUGGAACCCGCAUCAAGAUUUGCAAGCGAUGGAUCGCGUGCACAGAAUCGGUCAAACCAAGCCCGUGCACGUCUACCGCUUGGCCACGGCGAAAUCCGUCGAAGGAAAAAUGCUCAAAAAAGCCGCCUCCAAGCUCGCUCUCGAGAAGCUCGUCGUCACCAACGGCGGGUUCAAACAAGAGAAAAACGACGACGGUCGCGCUUUCGGCGCUGACGAACUCAUGGCUCUCCUCAAGGGCGAAACCGGCGCCAACGACGAGGAUUCACCGCAGUCCGCCAACAUCUCCGACAAAGAUUUGGAAAUCAUCCUCGACCGCCGCGACUUGCUCGGCGAGAUCCCCCCCAACCCGCCGCGAGGAAUCGGGUUCGAGGAAAUCGAAGACAGGUCCGGCAUGAGCUUGCUCGGCAACGUCAGCGAAGCGUGA
Messenger RNA from Ostreococcus lucimarinus CCE9901, 1770 nucleotides. RefSeq lists its product with no specific name. Gene Ontology annotation, molecular function: DNA binding; ATP-dependent chromatin remodeler activity; ATP binding. The transcript has a single exon. The record is from RefSeq and is a predicted model, not a curated record. Bases 1 to 1770 code for a protein of 589 amino acids. Gene Ontology annotation, cellular component: nucleus. NCBI's taxonomy places the organism in Eukaryota, Viridiplantae, Chlorophyta, Mamiellophyceae, Mamiellales, Bathycoccaceae.